This is a messenger RNA of Acanthaster planci (crown-of-thorns starfish), 2555 nucleotides long. RefSeq names its product ATP synthase F1 subunit alpha (gene atp5f1a). Gene Ontology annotation, molecular function: ATP binding; proton-transporting ATP synthase activity, rotational mechanism; ADP binding. Gene Ontology annotation, biological process: proton motive force-driven ATP synthesis; proton transmembrane transport. Lineage: Eukaryota; Metazoa; Echinodermata; Asteroidea; Valvatida; Acanthasteridae. The record is from RefSeq and is a predicted model, not a curated record.
CCUGUAGUCCGGGUUUCACACGCUUAAAGACAGGGGCAAGAAGCCGGUCUCUGCCAUUUUCGUUGGAGAAGUUACCAAAAAUAUGGCGAUGAUUUCGGCUCGUGUAACGGCCGCCGUGGCCAGGGCGUUAACAAGACAGGCUCCACAGGUUACAAAAGGAUGCUUGGGGGCAGCCUUCUCAUGCCAUAGGAAUAUCUGUACAUCAAGACCAACACAUGCUGCGGCUGGAGGCACUGCCGAGAUUUCCUCCAUCCUGGAGGAGCGCAUCAUGGGCUUCUCACCCAAGGAGAAUAUGGAGGAAACUGGCCGGGUGCUGUCCAUUGGUGACGGUAUCGCUCGUGUCUAUGGUCUGAAGAACAUCCAGGCAGAGGAAAUGGUGGAAUUCUCCAGUGGACUGAAGGGUAUGGCCUUGAACUUGGAACCGGACAAUGUCGGUGUUGUGGUCUUUGGUAACGACAAGCUGAUCAAGGAGGGAGACGUGGUCAAGAGAACGGGCGCCAUUGUGGAUGUGCCCAUCGGCAUGGAAAUGCUUGGUCGGGUAGUGGAUGCCCUGGGGAUGCCCAUUGACGGCAAGGGCCCGAUCAAGACCUCGACUCGUGCCCGUGUGGGAGUCAAGGCACCAGGCAUCAUCCCCCGCAUCUCUGUCAGGGAGCCAAUGCAGACUGGCAUCAAGGCUGUGGACAGUCUGGUGCCCAUCGGCCGUGGCCAGAGAGAGUUGAUCAUUGGCGACAGGCAGACAGGGAAAACUGCUGUGGCCAUUGACACCAUCAUCAACCAGAAGCGCUUCAACGAAGGCACUGAUGAGAAGGCCAAGCUGUACUGCAUCUAUGUGGCCAUCGGCCAAAAGAGGAGUACUGUGGCUCAGCUGGUCAAGAGGCUCACUGAUGCAGAUGCCAUGAAGUACACCAUCGUGGUCAGUGCUACCGCUUCCGAUGCUGCUCCCCUGCAGUAUCUAGCACCUUACUCUGGCUGUGCCAUGGGAGAGUUCUUCAGAGACAAUGGCAGACAUGCACUCAUCAUCUACGACGAUCUGUCCAAGCAGGCUGUUGCCUACCGUCAGAUGUCUCUCCUACUGCGGCGUCCCCCAGGCCGUGAGGCCUACCCUGGUGAUGUUUUUUACCUCCACUCCCGUCUGCUGGAGCGUGCUGCCAAGAUGAACGACGACUUUGGCGGUGGCUCCCUGACUGCCUUGCCUGUCAUUGAGACCCAGGCUGGUGACGUGUCUGCUUACAUCCCCACCAAUGUCAUCUCCAUCACCGAUGGACAGAUCUUCUUGGAGACAGAGCUGUUCUACAAGGGCAUCCGCCCAGCCAUCAACGUGGGCCUGUCGGUCAGCCGUGUGGGCUCGGCCGCCCAGAUCAAGGCCAUGAAGCAGGUGGCCGGCUCCAUGAAGCUGGAGCUGGCCCUGUACCGUGAGGUGGCGGCCUUUGCCCAGUUUGGUUCUGACCUGGACGCAGCCACCCAGAACCUGCUCAACAGGGGUGUGCGCCUGACCGAGCUGCUCAAGCAGGGACAGUAUGUCCCCAUGGCCGUAGAGGAACAAGUGGCUGUCAUCUUCUCGGGCGUCCGCGGCUACCUGGACAAGGUUGACCCCUCCAACAUCACCAAGUUUGAGAAGGCCUUCCUGGCCCACAUCCAGACCAGCCAGCAGGAGAUCUUGGCUGACAUCCGCACCAAGGGCUCCAUUACACCAGAGACGGAAGAGAAACUCAAGGGGGUCGUUACCAAAUUCCUGGAGACGUUUGAGCAGUGAGAGGUCCCAAGAUAAAAAUGGCCUCCAACUAUCCAACUUAAAAGCGCUUCAGAAUUUAUAUAGUUUUGGCUGGUUUUGAAAGAGGGAGAGAGAAGACUGGAUUUUUGUUAUUAGUAUCGAAUGAGAUUGAAUUUGAUUCAAGGGUAAGACAGUUGCUGCAGCCCAGUGUGUUUAGCCCUGUCUUAUCUCCUUACCUUUAGGAGAGACUGCACUUGGAUGAAAUCGUUGAUGUUGUGAAGCAGUUCUUAAAAUAUGAAGUUUUCAUUUUGUAGGUUGUUCACACACACACUCACAUACACUCACAGUCUUCAGCCAGCAUCAGAAGUACUGUGCUAUGGAAUGGUUCAGUUCAUGUUCACUGUAGUCCGGAAGUUUUCUAUGAUUUCAUGGUUAGAUCUAUUAAACCUGUUUCUCAAAUGUCAUUCAGUAGGCUCCCCCCCCCAAAAAAAAAACCCGUAAAGCACAAGUGAAUAUAAAUUGGCUUCAGGUUAGAAUUUCCUUGAAAUUAAAAUGUCAUUAGGCCUUUUGGUUAUUUAUGUAAGUAAAAGUGUUGGGCCUACAUUACCCUUGAGCAUCUGAAGAAAAUUACUGCAAUUUUUGAAGUGACAGAUUCAUGCCGAGUUUCAUAAUGACCUAACUAGUGGGGUUUUUUUAAUCGUUCAAGAAUGGAUUAUUGAAAAGAGUGCAUUCAAGCUUUAGUUGCCAAUGUUAUUAUAGCCCUGAUGAUAUCUUUUCCAUUUACUGUGGAAUGUACCAGGUUUGUCAUCGGCUGGCUGUAAUAAAUAUUUUGUUGAAAAUUAAA